GCGCUGGUUUUAUUUCCCGCCCUCACAGUCCCCGGAUGGACGCUGGUUUUAUUUCCCGCCCUCACAGUCCCCGGAUGGACGCUGGUUUUAUUUCCCGCCCUCACAGUCCCCGGAUGGACGCUGGUUUUAUUUCCCGCCCUCACAGUCCCCGGAUGGGCGCUGGUUUUAUUUCCCGCCCUCACAGUCCCCGGAUGGGCGCUGGUUUUAAUUCCGUUCUCUGAUGAAGCGGAUGGUCGGCGGGGAGCUGGCGGACGGUUCGCUGUCUGCGGGGCAAAUAGAGCAAGUUCCCGUCGAUGUUCCUUACCUGCUGAGUGAUUCUAGUGAUUCCAGUUUCUCUUUAUUACAUUCACCGUGAAACAUUUUAAAUCUCCUGCGAAUGGACCAGUGCACCAGCGCUCAUUUUGUGAGAGUUGAUAGAAGAUAAAGUGCUUCAUUAUCUCUCCAGUUAAAGUUAGAUCUGGGCUGAGAGAUUUAUUGGAAGAAAAGCCCAUGACUGGAACAAAACCACAACUGAAGAUGAGGGAACAGCAACAAUGAAACAGCCCGAGGACUGAGAGCACCAACUGAAGGGAGCCCUUCUGAAUCACAGUUUCCAUUGAUUCACUCAGGAGAAAGUUUGGGCAUCACCAGCAGGUGGAGCUGUCCUGCACCGUGACCAAAGUGUAAACAAGACGACGACAAUCAACAAUCGUCAGUCAGAAUCAGAAUGGCUACAGGUUACAAAUGACAAGGAAUUUGUCUAUGGGAAUCUCGAACACAAUACGCCAAUUUUGCUGUCUCUGACCAGAUAUUUAAGAAGUGGAGCAAGGAUUCACUCGAUCAUCCUUCCUGCUCAGACUGUGGGGAGGGAUUCACUUGAUCAUCUGACCGACUGGCAUUCUCGUAAUUUUACACAGGGGGGAACCCAUUCAUCUGCUUCAGACAGUGGGAAUGGAUUCAGUCAGUCAUCUCAUAUGAAGGUAUAUUAGCAAGUUCACACUGGGACAAGGCCAUUCACCUUUUCUGUGUGUGAGAACGGAUUCAGUCGGUCUUCCCACCUGUGGACACUCCAUUCAGUUCACACUGGGCAGAGGCUGGCCAUCUGCUGAAUUUGUGGGGAAGGAUUCACUUGGUCAUCUGAACUAAUGGCUCACCAGCGAGUUCACACCGGGGAGCGGCCGUUUAUUUGCUCGGACUGUGGGAAGGGAUUCACUUGCUCAUCUAAACUAAAGGUACAUCAGAGACUUCACACUGGGGAGUGGCCGUUCACCUGCUCAGACUGUGGGAAGGGAUUCACUGAGUCAUUUCCCCUCAAAAGGCACCAGUCAGUUCACACCGGGGAGCGGCCAUUUACCUGCUCAGACUGUGGGAAGGGAUUCACUGAGUCAUUUCACCUCAGAAGGCACCAGUCAGUUCACACUGGGGAGAGGCCAUUCACCAGCUCGGACUGUGGGAAGGGAUUCACUGAGUCAUUUCACCUCAGAAGACACCAAUCAGUUCAAACUGGGAAGAGGCCAUUCACCUGCUCAGACUGUGGGAAGGGAUUCACCGUAUCAGCUCACCUACUGAUUCACCAGUCAGUUCACACUGCAGUGAGGGAUUUCACCUGCUCAGUCUGUGAUAAGACAUUCACUCAGUCAUCCAACCUGCAGAGACACCAGCGAGUUCACACCGGGGAGAAGCCAUUCACCUGCUCAUACUGUGGAAAGGGAUUCACUCGGUCAUCCCACCUGCAGAGUCACCAGCGAGUUCACACUGGGGAGUGGCCGUUCACCUGCUCAGACUGUGGGAAGGGAUUCACUCAGGCAUCUCACCUACGGAGACACCAGUCAGUUCACACUGGGGAGAGGCCGUUCACCUGCUCAGUCUGUGGGAAGACAUUCACUCAGUCAUCCAACCUACAGACACACCAGCGAAUUCACACUGGGGAGAAGCCUUUCACCUGCUCAGACUGUGGGAAGGGAUUCACACAGUUAGCUAGCUUACAAGCACAUCAGUCAGUUCACAUUGGGAAGAGGCCGUUCACCUGCUCAGACUGUGGGAAGGGAUUCACACAGUUAGCUAGCCUACAAGCACACCAGUCAGUUCACACUGGGAAGAGGCCGUUCACCUGCUCAGACUGUGGGAAGGGAUUCACCACAUCGUCUCACCUACUGAGUCACCAGUCAGUUCACACUGGGGAGAAGCCAUUCACCUGCCCAGACUGUGGGAAGAGAUUCUCUCAGUCAUCUCACCUACAUACACACCAGCGAGUUCACACUGGGGAGAAGCUGUUCACCUGCUCACACUGUGGAAAGGGAUUCACUCGAUCAUCCACCCUACAGAGUCACCAGCGAGUUCACACUGCAGAGUGACUGUUCAGCUGCUCAGACUGUGGGAAGGGAUCCACUCAGGCAUCUCACUUACCGAGACACCAGUCAGUUCACUCUGGGGAGUGGCCAUUCACCUGCUCAGACUGUGGGAAGGGAUUCAGUCAGUCAUCUGAUCUGUUGGCACACCAGCGAGUUCACACUGGGGAGAGGCCUUUCACCUGCUGUGAAUGUGGGAAGGCAUUAACAUGAUCAUCUCAUCUACCAAAACACCAGCGAGUUCACACUGGUUAGAGGCUGAUCACCUGCUCAGACUUUGGGAAGAGAUUCUCUCAGCCAUCUCCACCAAAUAUGCAUCAUUGAGUUCACACUGGGGAGAGGGCCGUUCACCUGUUGUGAACGGGGAAGGGAUUCACUCAGUAAUCUAACCUUGUGACACACUACCAGGUUCACACUGGGGAGAAAGUUUCAAUAAGCUGCAUGCUGGAUAUUUGUCUAUCACCAUUGCUGAAUGCAAUUUUGAGAGAGACUGUCGGUGCUGAACUCUGCAAUUAUUGCUGCUGCUCACCACUCCCAGUUCUGCACCCUGGUCACUGGGCAUGGGAGGAGUUUCUUCUGCUGCAUAUUCACCUUUAAUGGGACUGGAGUUUAAUAUUCUGGAUCUGAGACAAAUAAAUCAGUUCUAUUUUGAA
Mobula hypostoma (lesser devil ray) is the source of this 2980-nucleotide messenger RNA. Its product is annotated as zinc finger protein 229-like. Gene Ontology annotation, biological process: regulation of DNA-templated transcription. The record is from RefSeq and is a predicted model, not a curated record. Bases 1125 to 2333 code for a protein of 402 amino acids. NCBI's taxonomy places the organism in Eukaryota, Metazoa, Chordata, Chondrichthyes, Myliobatiformes, Myliobatidae. The transcript is spliced from 5 exons. Gene Ontology annotation, molecular function: DNA-binding transcription factor activity, RNA polymerase II-specific; RNA polymerase II cis-regulatory region sequence-specific DNA binding.